Molecule: messenger RNA, 1152 nt
Organism: Rubroshorea leprosula
Lineage: Eukaryota; Viridiplantae; Streptophyta; Magnoliopsida; Malvales; Dipterocarpaceae
Source: the annotation of a GenBank genome assembly
GAAUCUUUCCCUCUUCCUUUCCAUGUCGGACCUCCCUGCCUUGCUUUAAAUUAUAUUUAUACUCCUAAAUAACCUUUCAAUGGCCCUGCACCGAUUUCCUUCAUCAUUUUUUGCCAUGAAUUUCUUUGUGCUCUUAUGCAAGGUUCUUCUGGCUUUAUUAGUCUUCUGUUUCGUCUCCAAGUCGAUCCCUGAUGCUCGCAGGAUCGCAGGAGACUUUUAUCAGGGAUGCUUCCUCGUUUUUGAGAGUCCUCUGUACAGUUUUAUUCUCAUUAACAUCCUCACUGUCGUCAUUUUCGUUUUGCCCCUACGAACAACCACUGCACCAGACACCCACGACGAGCAUGUUAGAUCCUACUGGAGUACCAGCGAAAAUUUGGCGGAGGAGAAAGAAAGACAAAUUAUUCCUGCAGACAAUGCAGUUUUCUCCGCGGAGAAAACAUCUAGAGAGUCAGAGCAGUGGUGGGUUCCUCCAGUGACUCAAGAUGCUCUGGCUCUGAGUACAGUUGCUGAGACCAAACCUACGGUUCAGGAACAAGGGCAAGUAGUUACCCACUCGAGGCCUCCUCAAUCAUGUGAGGAGAAUUCACGAGAAAUUACCUCCUUGAGACCUCCCCAAUCGUCUGAGGGGAAUUCACAAGAAAUUGUCUACUCUCGUCCUUCACGAGUAUCAAACCUUGAAGAGAAUUCACAAGCGCUUGUCAGUUCAUCAUGGCCUUCUCAAAGACCGGAUCGUGGAGAGAACUCACAAGUGUGGAAUCCUCAAAGAUCAGAUCAUGGACAGAAUUCACAAGUUUGGUAUCCUCAAACAUCGAACCACAGGAGAAAUUCGCAAGAAGUUGCCUUCCCACGGCCUCCUCAAGUAUGGAAUCUUGAAGGGAAUUCACAAGAAAGUACUUAUCUAUCGCCUCGCCAAGGAUCAAACUAUUGUCAAGAUUGUCAGAAGCAUCGAACUUACUUACAAAACAAGAUAAAAGCAAUUGGAUCCAUAAAUACAAAGCAUGUUGUUAAUACAGUCGAAGUGAGUAAGGAGGGCUACUGGAGGACCCAAUCGGUGACUUCCAAGGAGAUAAAAUUCUGGUUGAGCGGGAAGAUAGGGUACUCGAAGUAAAGAUGAUUACUUUGUUGCACGAUUAACAAAUUGUGUUUAAGUUG